AUGCGUGGAUUUAUUAUUUUGGCUGUCUUUGCUGUGGCUCACGCUGAUGUGGGUGGCUACAACUAUGGAGCAGGUAUUGGAUCAGGAUCCAUCUCUGGAGGCUCUCUGUCUGGAAGUUCCAUCUCUGGAGGCUCCCUGUCUGGAGGUUCCAUCUCCGGAGGCUCGAUCUCGGGUGGCUCCAUUUCAGGUGGUGCCCUCUCUAGCGGUUCCCUGUCUGGGGGUUCCUAUUCCACCAACUACGCUCCCGUGAACACCGAGUUCAACAAGGAGUUCUACACCUACUCCGCACCCGAGGCCGAUUUCGAGGACAACAGGAGUGUCAGUGAUCUGGCCACAUCGCUAAAGAAGAACCUCCGUGUGGUUUUCAUCCGAGCUCCCGAGAACAAGGGCCUGGAGAACGCCGCCGUGGCCCUGGCCAAGCAGGCUGCCGAGCAGCAGACCGCCAUCUAUGUGCUGACCAAGCAGGGUGAUCUGUCCAGCCUGGCCAACCAGCUGCAGAACCUGAACCAUGUGACCGCCAGCAAGCCGGAGGUGCAUUUCGUCAAGUAUCGCACCCAGGAGGAUGCCAUCAAUGCCCAGCGCACCAUUCAGCAGGAGUACGAGCGUCUGGGUGGUUCCUCCACCUCCCACAACGGGGGCGUGGCACCCGUCCUGGACUUUGCCACCAAAGUGCAGCAGCAGCAACAGCAGCAGCUGCAGCAGGUGCAGCUGAUUGAUGAGCGUCGGGCUUCCAGCGGAAGUGUAAGCGCUGAGCUGGAGGUUCCUUCGGCAGGAUAUAUUCCACCACCAGCCGCAUCGCCCAGUUCCACGUACCUGCCUGUGAACAAGGUCAAGUAG
This is a messenger RNA of Drosophila santomea, 837 nucleotides long. RefSeq names its product keratin, type II cytoskeletal 1. NCBI's taxonomy places the organism in Eukaryota, Metazoa, Arthropoda, Insecta, Diptera, Drosophilidae. The record is from RefSeq and is a predicted model, not a curated record. The coding region runs from base 1 to 837 and encodes 278 amino acids. The transcript is spliced from 2 exons.